Molecule: messenger RNA, 863 nt
Organism: Nomia melanderi (Alkali bee)
Lineage: Eukaryota; Metazoa; Arthropoda; Insecta; Hymenoptera; Halictidae
Gene: Pfdn6
Product: prefoldin 6
Biological process (GO): protein folding; chaperone-mediated protein complex assembly
Cellular component (GO): cytoplasm; prefoldin complex
Molecular function (GO): protein-folding chaperone binding
Source: RefSeq, a predicted model, not a curated record
ACGCUUUAUUCUCACUCCUAAUUUGUGCAUGCUAUGAUUCUUAUACGUAUAUAUUUAAACUUGUUCUGUCCCGGUGUGAUAUGUAAAGCUAAUUAAGAAGUUCGAUAGAUUUUUAAACAAAACAAGUUACAAAGAAAGAACGGUAAAAUUUAAUUCGACAGAAUAUUUUUGCACAAAAUUCCUUGGUUCUUCAUAGUGCAUUAAAUACAUCUGAAUAGAAACUUUAAGGAAGCUUAUUGCAACACACUCUUUUACUUCCAUGGCAAAUAUGUUGGAAGAAAUCCAGACGAAGUUGAAAAACGAAACAGUUAAAUAUAAAUUAGCUCAAAGAGAUUACUGUAUAGCAUUUAAUCAAAAGCGGGAGGUGGAAGGGCAGUUGAAUGAAAAUAUUGUAGUUCAGAAAGAGUUAGAUCUCCUGAAGUCAGAAGAUGUUGUUUUCAAAUUAGUAGGACCAGUUCUUAUAAAACAGGAUUUAGAAGAGGCAAAGCAGAAUGUAUCUAAACGCUUGGAAUUUAUUUCUUCUGAAAUGAAACGAGUGGAAGACUUGAUAACUGCUUCUGGUGAAAAGGCAGAUAAACAUCGAGAGAAUAUAGAAAAAUAUGAACAAAUGUUUGAACAGGCUCUGAUGAAAGCAGCACUUAAUCAACCAAAGAAAUAACAUCAUGGACUAAAUAAAAUUACAGCCUUAUUAAUUGUUAUAUCAAUAUUGUAUAAUGGAAAAAGAUAUAUAACCAUGAAUAUUAUUAUUCUUACUCUUGAACCAGAUGAAAAUAAUCAAGGAGAGUCACAUGAUUGCAAAAUAAAUAAUUAUUAUUCCUAAAAAAUGAUUGAUUCAUGAAUCUUAUUUAUAUACUUUUGUGUCU